This is a messenger RNA of Durio zibethinus, 1535 nucleotides long. The record is from RefSeq and is a predicted model, not a curated record. Lineage: Eukaryota; Viridiplantae; Streptophyta; Magnoliopsida; Malvales; Malvaceae.
AGAGAUCCGCCAGCCAUUGUUUCACAUUCUUCCUCUUUCUCAAAGGUUAAAAAAAAAAAAAAAAACCCUAAACCCCUAAUUUCUUAGAUUUUCUCUCUCUUUCUCUCUUUUGCUUUUGUUUGGCAAAAUUGGAUUAAAAUUCGUUCCUUCAUUAUUGUCCUUUUUAAUUUAAAGAAAAAGAUUUCAAAAAAUUAACCUUAAUUCUAACUUUGGGUCUGAAAAGAAUCAAAACAAAGUUAAAUUGGAUGUCAAAGAAACUUAGAACGGUUAGAAUAGUUGAGAUUAGUUGUGAUUUAAUUUCUUUAAUCUUUCUUUCAAGUUUGAAAUUGUGCUUCUUGAUUUUGAUUCGUUGAAUGCCUUUGCACGCGCCUGGAAUCAAGUUUUAGCUGCAUAUUGCUUUUCUAUUAAGUAAAUUUGCCUAAUAUAGGUCUAUAUUUUUGGUACCUUUUGAUUGUUGUUUUUGCCACUUGCUAUGCUUGGAUACAAAAAUAAAUGAAGCUUUUGAAGAAAUGGAGACCGAAAAAUUAUGUUAGAAUUGGUGUUUGGUUUACUCAUUAUUCAUUUUUUAUCCAUUGUGCUUUUGGUUUAUGGUUACUUAUUAGAAAAUGAAAACCAAGUAGGAAAAGCAACAAUCAGUUGAAGCCUAAUUUAAACAUAAUUAUUUCAAUAAGAUUUGAUCUCUUUGUUUGUGAUGGUAGUUGGUUAUUGGCUGAUUAGUUUGCAAUUUGCUAAUGAGGGGUUUUGUCUUUUGCGGUAAUAAGUAUGGAAGGUUGGGAUGUAAUUAACCUUCCUGCAUCUAGCAAUUCUUUGUCUGGAAGCGAGAGUGGUGAACUUCGUGAUUUGGAUGAUGGACCUCAUCAAGUGGAUUCUCAACCUAAUAAUGCUGAGACUAAAGAUGGUGAAACGAAAGCUGGGAUAUCGGAUCUGAAAGAAGGUGAUAUCAGAAAUCCCCAGAGCCAUUUAAUUGUGGAAGUGGAGAUAGACAACUCACUUGUUGACGAUUCAUCUGACAUGCAAAUAAGUGAUGAAAUAACUGAAACUGUGAGAGUUGAAGAGAAAUUAAAUGACUUUAGCUCUGGAGCUCAUUCUGAAUCAUUUACAGUUGAAGAGAAAAUGGAUGGCUUUUCAGUGCCUAACAAAAAGCGGAGACUGGAUGUCAAAAACGGAAGUCCCAUCCAGAACCACAUGAUGGAUGGUAUUUCUGUAUCUGGUGUUAAGAGACACUGAAUUACAUUUGAUGACCAGCAACCUUCUGUUCAUAUUGUGUAUAAUUUCUUAACAAGAGCUAGUAAACAGAAGCUUGAUGAACUUUUGCAGAAGUGGUCAGAGUGGCUAGCUGAACAUGGUUCUUCAUCCCAAGAUCAAAAUGAUCUUAUAGAUUCAGGAGAAGAGACUUAUUUUCCUGCUCUACGUGUUGGUGCAGAGAAGCCCUCUGCUGUGAGGCCUAGAGAUAAAAGACAAUGCUUCCCAUCGUUUCAACUGCGGUUCUUACAGUCAUUCCCUGAAGCAAUGCCCAAAGCCUCGUGAUAAUGUUG